CAGUGAUCGAUCGGUUGAUUCAUCACGCGAACACUGAACGUCCCAGACAGACAGACACUCACAUUGAUUGAGUUCUGUUCUGAUGAUGAAUCACGCACGUCAUGUCAUGCAGAGAAGCAGACACACGCACAUCACAUCCAGCUACGCUAAGCUGCGUCGCAUGAGCACAGUGCAUUCAGACCCGAUAGUGCGUGUUGCCCACCUGCAGGCGGGCAUACAACACACAGUCACAUUUUGCCGUGAUCCUUCGUUGCUCCUGUACCUUGUUGCAAGUAUCACAUCAUGCCUUCCGUCAUCCGUCCGAGUCGUCGUCCCUGUGGCGAGACUUCUUGUGCUUCCGCCGCCGACCGCGGCGGUCGUCCUCCUCUUCAUCCUGUGGUCCAAACCAUAGCCAGAAAUGUCAGUACUCGGGCUUUACAGUGGGUGGUUGUCUCUGGUGUGUGUGUGUGUGCAGGUACCUCUGACGCGUCGCCCUUGUCCCGUCUGCGCUUCUUGUCCUUUCGCUUCUUGUGCCGACGGUGACCCCUGCACCGCACCCAUCACACACACGUGAGAGGACAGACAGAUGUGUGUGGACUGGCAGUGAGUGUGUGUUUACUCAUCGGAGUCUGAAUCGUCGUCUCGUUCUCUCCUCACCUGCACACACACAGCGAGAGAAACACAAACAGUCAGUCACUGCGGAAGCGACCACACAUAGACGAGAGAGCAACACGGUAAGGAGAGCAGAGCAGAACAGGUAUGAAGGGGCAUGACGCAUCGCAUCAGUGAGUGAGUGAUCCAUUGGUCCGUGCACUUGUUUGCUUGCGGGUCAGAUUUUGAUGCUAAGAUCGGUGCCUCGAUCGUGGCCAAACGGCCGCCCACAAACAUGAUAGCCAUGAGGGAUACGGGAUGUACAGAUAUGCAUCUCUCUGCCCACUCUGUCUGCCUGACCCUCGCUCUCCCGUCCACCACUUGCUUUACCUGUACCACGUUUCGGUUUCGUGGGCCAGCCACACGACAUUCGCUACCACUGCCGCCCCGCCCCCUCACGCCACGCACACACAGGUAGGUGUCAUGCACCCCCCCUCUCGUCCCCUGCCCACCUUGUCUCGGUCUCUGUCCCUCAUGUCGACAUCGUCGUCAUGCCCACCGUGCCUCUGCUGCUGCCCCUUGCCGUCAUCCUUACUGCUGCCGCUCAUGGCCGUCAUGCGAUGAUGGUCCGCGUCGCCACCGCCCUCCCUGUGUGUGCAGUAGUAUAAGAAUGCGUCGCGCCGGAUGCGGUCGUCGGGCACCAUCUCGAUGGCGACCUCGAACUGACCCUGCUUCUUCAGCACAGACAUGGCGGCGUCAUACGAGAUGUCAGUCUGAACGGAAAAAGACGUCUCGUGUGUGCGAUGUGUGUGUGGUCCUCUUCAGUCUUCACACCCACCGGGACGUCACACUCGUCCAGAAGCUCGGCGAAGCGUCUGCGGAUCUUCUUGACCUCUUUCUCCGCAUGGCGGGCCCUGAGGAGCGGAUAAGGGCAGCAGGGAGGACACGGAGUUUUGUGUGUGUGUGUGUGUGUGUAUGUGUGUGGUUGUUCGGCUCACUCGUCUUUGGUUUUGCGCAGGAGAGACUCGUAGAUGAGUUUGGCGUUGACGGCCGACACACCCUUGAAGUCGUCGUGGUCCGCACACUCCUCGUGAAACCUGAUGAAUCGACCGACCCGUGGUGGGUGUGUACCUGCAUGUGCUCUGUGUUGUGCUUACGUUUUCCAGUCGGUGUCGGCUUUGAUUUUGAGUUGGGCAUCUUCGAGUAUCUUGAUGACGAUGUCCUUCUGGUCCUGAUACUCCUCCUGCGAAACGAUGCACACACGCAGAGGGAGACAGGUAUACAGCUGGGCUGUUUCAUUGCUUCCUCUAUCUGCUGGCUUGGCUUCUUCUGACGGUGAGGUCUUCAAGCUUGUCUUCAAACAGGUCGCGAGGCGUCGAGCCGCCCUGACCGAGCUGAUACCAAGUUGCAGCAGGGAGAGAGAUGGUGUGGGUGUCCUUCCCUUGGACCGUCUCCCUUGUCCCACCUCCCACCUACCCUACCAUGUUUCUGUAUCGCUCGUCGUCCUUGAUGGUGGGCAUGAAGUCCUGCCACAGCGUCUUGGCGUUGAUGUUGUUCCGAACCACCGACUCCUGAACAUACAAUACACAAACACCACACCCAACAUGCAGACGCCCUCUCUCUCCCUCCCUCCCCGCCUCCGCCCCACCCCACCUCAUCCCACCUCGAGCAGCUGGUUGAAUGCGUCCCUGUUCUUCCUCUCCGUCCUGUAUGUCUUCUUGCGUUUCUCCUCGUCGGCCUUUCUGUCGUCGGCGGCCACCCAAUCGCGCCAGGCGAAGAGUGCGUCGACCUUGUCGAGCCACUUGAAGUCACAGUCGUCCUUCAUCAGCUCAACCACGUCGCGCCAGCGGGUGUCGGCCGUCAGGGUGGGGUGCAGGGAGAAUUUCGAUUGCACCUGAGCAGACAGGGGAGAGAGGGGGCACAAGUCAUGUCAUGUGUAGUGUAUGGUGGUUGGUGAGCUGGGUGGUUCUGUGUGUGUAGGUUAGGGAGGGGAUUGAGGGGUGUGGUGUGUGUUAGUGGUACCUUUUCCACGUAUUCUUGCCGCUUUGCUCGUCGCUCCUCCCGCUCGGUGCGCUCGUGCUCCUCCAUGAAAUCCUGAACACACACACGACAGACGGACAGAGAGACGGACAGAGAGAGAGAGAUGGCCACAGAAUCACGAAGACGUUGUCAGAGGUAAGUGCGAGCGCAGUGCAGUGCAUGUGUGGGUCGAGUCGGGUCGGUCGGCGGAUCAGUGCGAAAGACUAAUAAUAUAAUGUGUGGAUCGGCUCAGCCAGUGCCCGCAGGCCUGUCUCGAUCAACCAAUCCUAGGGAUACGCUCAUCCCACAGCCGCCUCCCUAUCUCUGUCUGCCUCCCCAUCCAUCCCUGUUUUGCCUUGUGUCUUGCUGACUGACUGACCUGGAAUGCGUCAUCCCGCUCGUUCUCCUCGGUGUAGCGCCACCAAUCGGACUGGAAAUACAUCUCGGCGAAGUCCCUGCACACACACACACACACACGGAAGCACAUCCAACCGUGGAUUCACUCACAGGCGGGUGUGUCUGUCUGUCUGUCUGCACGUUGUCUGCGCGUGUGUGUGUGUCUCCUGCAGCCGACCUGUAUCGGUUGGUUCCCUUGGUCUGCGGCCAUUUCUUGAUCUCCUCCAGCAGCGUCACGCGCGCCUGAAUGAACAAGUGGAAGCCGCACACAUGCAUACCUCCAGUCACGUGUGUGUGUGUGUGUGUUUGUGCGCAGAGCAGGGGUUGGGCGCUACCUGUUUUCGUUUCUCCCUCUCGAGCUCCUUGGCCCGCUUCUGCGCCUGGCUGAGGUACUCGGCGAACAUCUGCCGCUUCUCACCGGUCGUCAGCUUGGAAAACUGCUUCCGAACCCUGAUGUAUAGGACAUAGGCCAAGGUAGGGGGAGUUCGACAUGCAUCGAGCGUCUGUCUGUGGCCUCCCCUCCCCUCUCCCUUCCCUCACCGUUUGUCGUUUUGCAGCAGCUUCGACGCCUCCUCCCAUUUCCAUCUGUUCGUCACACCCUUGGAGGUGAACAACUCCUGCACCACACCCACAAACCAACAGGGGCAACCGACCAAUUCAGUGCACACCACAGCCUCCCUCCCAGCCAGCACAGCAGUUCUAAUGGUCUUGCUGUACCGUACCAUGAGCGGCUCCCUGGCCUCCUUGGCGUCUCUGUAUAUCACCAGCCCCUCAUCGUCGCUCUCCUCCUCCUGCUGGGGCGGCUGCUGCGAUGCCGAUGGUGCGACCAUGAUGACAUCGCCCCUGUCGUCGUCCCUCUGCUGCUGUGCGAUGCCGUUGACCGACGAUGAGGGCGGGGGGGAGGGGGAGGGCGAUGCCGACGGCGGACGGGCCUUUGGCAGGGAUGGGGGCAGCUCGGCGUUUGGGUUCUCUUUGAGGAGUUUGAGCUCUGGGGGCAUCUGCCAGAGGCUCUGCUUGGUCAACGUGUUGUAGUAGUACGUGCGACCGUUGGCUGCUGUGUACUCCUGCACACAUGCAGGACACGACACGACACUCGCAUGACUCGUGGGACUACGUGACGUGUGCGUGUGGCCUGACUGACUGAUUGCCUACCCGCCAGGCUGUUUUCUUCAUGAGCAGCCGCUCCUGUGCCGUGAGCAUCUCCUCAGGCUUGUCCCAGCGAGACUGCUUCGUCUGAUCAAUGACACACACACAGAUGUUUGUCAUACGUGCAGCAUAGCAUCGUCUGUCUCCCUUUCUCUCGGGGUGGGUGGUUAUGGUACUUACUUUGGUGUUGUGGUAGUACUUGCGCCCAUCAGCUGCCGUGUGCUCCUUCCAGCCAUGAUCUGGACGCAUUGAAUGCAUUCCCACACACACACAUUUAAAAUAACUGACCACCCAUCCCUCCGUCCAUCCAUCCAGCUAGCCCCCCCCCCCAAACUCUCUCUCACCUGGCUCCUCUUCCCCUUCCUCCUUCUUGAUCACAACUGGUGCGGCCGGCUGCUGGGACUGAGCACCCUGAAUGGUGGUGCUCGCGCCUGCAGCGCCGGUCUGCGCCACCGCCACAUUGGGCGACGGCUGCUGCUGCUGUUGUUGCGCCGCAGUAGCUGUGGCGGCAGGCUGUUGUGUUGGCGGUGUCAUGCCGGGGGGCGCUGCCAUGAAGGGCGGCAUCAUGGGCGGCACAGCCAUGCCAGGAAAACCCAUACCAGGGUACAUGCCUGCAGGCAGGCAGGCAGGCAGGCAGGCAGGUAGGCAGGCAGCAGAGAGAGAGAGAGAGGGGAGGGACUUGCUGUGUGCUGCCAUGUGGGUGUGGGUGUGGGUGAGUGUGAGUGUGAGUCGUCCUUACCCAUCAUCAUGCCAGGGAAAGGCGGACGCGCACCUGAGAACAAACAAGAGAAACACCGACAGGGCGGCAGUGGUGAUGUGCUGAUUGAUCUCUCAUCCUUUCAUGCCGUGGAUCCUCACCUGGCGCGUUGCUCGCCAUCGAUGUCACUCGCGAUCCUCACCUUAUCGCCUCUGCGGCACACCAACAGCGUCACAAGUCUACUCAGGAGGCACCCACUGCCCCCUUU
Molecule: messenger RNA, 5096 nt
Organism: Vitrella brassicaformis
Lineage: Eukaryota; Vitrellaceae
Source: the annotation of a GenBank genome assembly